AUGUCUGGCGACAACUACCCGCGCUCAGACUUGAUCGAUGUAUCCUACAUACAGCUUCAUCAGUACCUUACCACCAACCAGGAUGCUCAUCGCCCUGCAAAACUUAAAGAAUACCUGAAGCCUCGUCACCUGCAGUUUUCUAAUGUUAAGGAUCCAUUCGGAAAACCUUCUGCCGAAUCCAAGAAGGCUGUGGACAGCGGCUCGGUCACUUUGCCGGAUGGCGUUGUUCUACGCGUUGAAAAUGCAGACAAGAGAUUUGUGUAUGCAAUCAGUUCUAAAUUCAACAUUGACGAAAUUCAAGCACUCAUAAUGCUCCGGUCGUACGUCUAUAACGAGGGAAUGCCUGCCUCCGAUGACGACUCGGAAGACCAAAUGAUCGAGCAACUUGUCGAAGCCAUCGGUCCAUUUUACCACGCAGAACGUAUCCAUCUUCUCCGGACGCUCAUUCCCUUGUUCCGCGCGAAAGAAAAUGAAAAUGAUGCAUUGCACGAAGUGGCCGUGUACUUUCUGCCAAAGGUCGUUCAAGACGGUCCUAAAUUUGCCCUGUCACUCGUCGCGCAAUAUCUGGAGAAGACGAAAGCAGAGCUGCCAGAACAGUUUAACCAGGAGCCAAGGAGUGCAACAGCAUGGGCGAAGCAGAAUCUGAGGGAGCAACUUGUGCUGUUGGAGGUUCUUUUCUGGACGAUGUGGGCGUAUGUGUCGUGUAGUGGUCCGUUGGUGGUGUCCAUAUUUGAAGCUGCAUACGGUACGACACUGGGAUCGGAGCAAUCAAACAGCACGCUUCUACUCGAUGAAGAAAGCCGACAGCUUCAAGACGAUUGUGCUGCCAUGUGGAUUUUAAUCACCAUCGAAAUCCUGGAGUUGGAAAUGAUAGGUGGCGACGAACCAGUCAUUGAGCUUUCAGAAAAACCGACCAGAACAGAUGUCUAUUGGACGUCUAUCGAUAGCGUCAAGCGACUCCAUAACAUUGUUUCAUCCAACACCGACAGUCGAUACUCAUGUACAUAUCUAGCUUGGACAUAUGCACUUGCGCGUAUCGAAGAAGCGGCUUUUCGAAUAAUCAACAUCCCAGAACCAUGGCGAGCGUUACUGGCUGAAAUUAACCCCCCGAUGCAUACCGGUCGAACUUAUGUCAAAGACUGGGAACGAACAUGGGUCACCAUGUCAAAAACAUGUGUACAACCAGAAGUUGGAUUGCUUGGCCUUCUGAAAAGUCUUCUCACCAAAUCCCCUCUAUUCGUCACGUCCGUAGCUUGGAAGACAGGUUCCUCUGUCACAGAUCCUAACGCCAUUGCAUACCGGUCUGUUUUGAAAGGCUUAAUUACAGCUCUUGCCGAACUCGUACCCGUGGAAAAUAUUCCAAAUUUUGACGACCUUGUGGAUGUUUGGAUUUCCCUCUACGGUCGGAGUGAAAGUGCAUCUGUGGCGGAAAUUUGCCAACAAUUCUGGAGAAAUGACUGGAAUCAUGGCAUAGCUCGUCGAGCUAUCUUCGAUGUAGCAAGAUCACGCUUCCCGAUUCAAGUCAAACCCCUCAUACGACUACUUCGUGCAAUGACUGGAUCAGGCUUCCUUGACACAGAUCCCCUGUACACUUCCGAUUACAACCCCGAUAAGGUUAUUGGAGAAGAACGUACAACCUGUGCGCGCUUCGUAUACUACUACCUAGGCAGCUUAUCCUCGUAUUCGCAAGUUGUCCCAUUAAGUCAAUGCACAGGAGCACAUGCACUGUACGAGCGUCAAACGGAGCGGUAUGGUCAAAGUAGUGCAAACCCAGGUGUCAACUACACUAACUUGCGCCCCAUUCGACUUCCUGGAGGAUCUAUUCUUCCCGCUAGGUCAACGGGCCUCGUACUCAACGGAGAUGGCGCCGACCAUGUUGUUAUUCGGUGGCAACACCAGCACUCAGGUUGGAAAGUCAUUCUGGAAAUCCUGACGGACUAUGUCAAUCGGAGGCGAAUGGAUUUCGGAUCAGCAGGGGGUUAUCAGGAUGUCUCAUUUGCUCGUCGAGGGGCGUCGCAACCGAAGACGCUGAAGAUGCAAGAUAUUGGGAUGGAGAUGGACUCCGAGGGAGACGACUCCACUAUCACGGACAUCCUUGAUCUUGUGCGCAGUCUCAUUAGGGGGAAUCCUGCACAGGCCGAAACACUCAUGCAGGCACUUGAAGAGGGUGAGGCCGUGGUCAGUCAUACUACAACGGAAGCACAACCUCCCGGUAUGGUUCAAUUGACGACCAUGAUACUAGAAGAGGCAUUGUCGCGCUCGAAUUCUCGAACUAGGUCAGGAGUCCCCGCCAAACUCAUCACAUCGGCUUUGAGUGUCCUGUCAGCUCUCCUCGCCAUCCCGAAUUAUUCAAAUCGUGUCUGGUUGUAUAUUCGUUCGACCACUAAUCUCUUUGGGACGGACAGAUCGCCUGGAUUUGCCUCAGUUGCGCUGUCUGUCGAGCGUGCCACAGGCAUAUAUACAAUGACACUGGCACUACUUAACCUCGUGGGACAGCUGUUCCGAGAGGCUGUGAUCUCAAUAUUGCCAGAGAACGCAAAGUUACAGCAGUUGAAAGAGGAGGUGCUGCUACGUGCUGCUCGAUUCGUCCAUACUGAAAUUUGGGUGGAGCACAUGAGUUGGAAAUAUGCCCAGCUUGGUGAUAGAUUUGAGAUUGGGAGCCAGGUUGUCGCGUUGUACAACCUCGUGCUCGAUCAUUCCUCGCCGACGUUGGCCGAGCGCCCAUUCUCUGUCCUCAGUCAGUCAAUUGGCGACAUUCUCUUGUUCAAAGCAACCACGUCAACCAUCAACCCGAUCAUCUCUUCGAUUUCGUCUAGUGCGCAGGUUCUGCGGAUGCUGUACGGCUCACGGCGGCAUGCUGACAUCCGCAGGCUGUUAUUCCUACUACAGGAAAGCUUGCGUCUUUGCAGAUUGAUUUUGACUCACAAAAUCAGGUCGAGCAUGGCAUCUCGACCGUGCCUGCUGGAGCAGGCGCUAUGCGCGCGUGUUAAUGGCGGUCCACCGUCGUUCGACGCGACAAACAACCGAAACGACCCCAUCGAUGUGCUAGCAAACUAUUUGAGAGAAAAGGAAGAGGGUAGCACGGUGCCGUUGGAGUCGGCUAAGGUUCUCUGUGGACUCAUUACAUCGCUUUCGCUUUCGUAUACCUCUCCACCGACUAUCAUUGGACAUCUUUCGAAUCCCGAGGCCAUCGUCACCACACUCGUUCGUAUCACAGAACACCCGUAUGAUGAAUUGGCACUUCGGAAGACUGUUUGGAAUUUCAUCACAUUGGCUGUGGAUAAGGAGCCAGCUUUAGCUACUCUCUUUGUUUCUGGGAAGUCGCGGACGCCUGGAGAGUUUAAAGAGGGUAAGGAGAAAGAGACAUUGGGAAACGGAGGGGACAAAGGAAAGGGAAAGGAGAAGGAAAGUGAAGAAGCAAAAGAAAAUGGGAAGGAGAAGAAGUUGGAUGCGAUCUGGAGGGCUGUCACAGCUCUUGAUUCUGCUCGAGAGACUCUAGUGACCUGGAAAGAGCUUUGGGAUACAAAUGCUAUGCUUCUUUCAUGCGUCUUGCGGUUUUUGGAUACGGUAUGGCAGCAUGCCCUGGAGCACAAAGCCGCUGUCGAACCACUUCGAACUGAUAAAUCGUUCUGGGAGCUCCUUGUCGCCAUCGCUUGCGAGGAAGUUGGGCCCGUUCCGACCUACGAAACAACGGAAAUGGUGAUUUUAGAAGGUAUUCCUCGGUCAAGUCUUCACGAGGCUGUACAAAUGCACGCAUACCGAACGUUGGCCAAGUCGCAUGCGACGAACAUCAUCACUCGUGAUAUUGGCCUACACUUACAGUUGCACGGGUCUGAUGUUCCGCGCAAAAAACCAGAAAGUUACAUUCAACUGGAGACUUGCCUAAAGGAUCAGGACCGUCUGACAGAUAUUUUGUCUGAGGCCGCCCCCAGCUCAUAUGCUCCGGAGUUGCAUGACCAGUUGACUGAACUACUGACAGACCGCUUCGUUGGAUUGACACUGGAGCAAUUGGAGGUUCAGGAACCCGUGGCGGAGAGAGAUUAUGGAGACAAUUUUGCAUUCUCGUUGGACCUUCUGAGGACUCGGCUGCAAGCUUAUCCUGUAGAGGUAUCUAUGGAUGAACCAGGAGAUAAAGCAGAAAUGCUUUUACUAUCGAUCAACCUGAAUUUAUCCCUCGUUCAUGCGGAGUCUGCAUUGAUCGAAUCUUGGGUAACGUUGCUCAAACAAACCAUUCCUUACCUCAGAGGAGACGCUGGUGUUCGCUCUCAUAUGUUGGCUAUCGCUGCUUCGAUAUCCUUCGACGUCGCUGGAGAGAAGAGAGGUGGUGAUAUGAUGGCAUCCAUCCAUGGUGCUAGGCUCUCCCUCAUUCUGGCGUUAUUAGAGGUCACCUGGUUCUCGUCAUCAGAUAAGGCGGAGGAAAUUAAAGCCUUCAUGGAACUUUUUGAAAAUCUUCGUGCAAUUGUCCUCAACGAGUAUCAAUCGCCAGCGCGAUCUUUCCUCUCCAAUCUGCCCAAUCCAUUCCACCGACCUCUUUUGCAGAUCAUCUACUUCUGCUCCAAACAAGCUAGAAUCAUGCUCAAGCGGCCCAAGACAAUGAACAGCGCUCAACGACUUGCCAUUUCGCAAAUAGUUGAAGCAAUUUUGUCCUUUGUUAUUGAAUCUCUCCGCGUUGUCUUUAUCGCUGCUCGGAGCAGGGCAGACAUUGACUUGGAUAGAGACAUGGAACUUUUGGUUGCUGUAUUCCACCAGUGCACUCGCCCUGAUAUUGACGCCCCUUCUGUGUUUUGGCUUUCAAAAUGCCAGGAGACCGACGUUAUCAAGGCCAGUUUGGAACUUUUUGUCCAUAUCGACCUUGUAGGUCUUUCCGAUCUUCCUCUGCUGCUAUCUCGAAAAGAGCCCCUUUACUCUCCUCAUAUACUUCUCUUCCAUAUGUCGCUGGUGUCGCAUAGAGUGGCCGCUGAGCGAUUUGCCAGCGAGGGUGUCCUAUCGGCAUAUAGCAACAAUUUCAUUAGUUCUGCCAUCAGCUCCGGUAUGAUUGAUGUUGUGCUGCCUGAAUUGCCUGGCCAGCGGAGUCCAGCGCAUAUUGCCUAUUGCUCGAUGAUCUCAAUUGUGGCUACUGUCAUAUCGGCUCUUGGCAGGACAAAUCAUUACUUUGACGCUGAUGCCUGCGGAUUCGUUCAACUCUAUGGAGACCAAAUCUCGCGGACACUUUCGUGGACGAUAGGGGACCCUAUAACCCUGCCACUAUUAGAAGAGAUUGAUCAAGUCAUCAACCUUUUCUAUGCUAUCGCCACGAGUGUACCUGCCUCUGCUAAAUCAGAUCCUGUGGUAGAGAAGGUUCUGCGAGUUUUCACUACUCGAGCUUUGCAUUUGCUCCAGCAAGUCAAUUACGCCAUCACCCACCCUAAUCAUCUUGCUACAUUGUACGAACCAGUAACCCAAGAUGAACGAAUUCGAUUCGAGAAGGCCCAAUCUCAACCAGACCCAACGAAACGGUCUUUCGUGACCAACUUAAUCCAUCGUUUGUACCAAAUAUCAACAAAUCUGGUGGGAACACUGGUCACAAUCAGUCGGGCUGAUUCUGUUCUUUCUCGAGGAGUAGAAGAUUGGCCAACCAGCGAAGCUUUGAUCGUUCCGCAUUCAAAAGUUGUUCUAGGAGAACCCGCGUCACUGGGCACACUCCUUGAGUUGGGCAAUCGAUCUCUGGAUCUCUUACGGACCCUUGUUCAGCGGCCUCCUGGACAGGGUGCCACAGACCCGUCAGCUCUUCCAGGAUCGUAUGCUACUGCUCUUGAAGUAAAGCAAGGAGUCAUUAUCAUCAGACAAAAUCUUGAAGAAAUUUUGCUAUAUUCAGUAACUCAGCUUGCCAUGUGGCUCUCCAAACCAGGAUUUGACGCUGCACCUGCUGACUCUGAUAUGGAUGAAAAUCAAGGAAUGGACGUUUCUCGACCGGACGGUGGAAAGGAACGACGACCGAGGUCUAUGACGAUGGCCGAGCGACUGCGGAGGGGUAUAACAGGGGAGAUGGCAGGCGACCUUCAAUCGCUCUUGACAAAAUCCAAACCGAUCCUAGUAGCUAGUGACACCAUUAUUGGUGAAAAUUCGACGGACCUUACACAGGUCCUACUCAACUUCCUCCAUGAACGGAUAGGUGGUUCUUCAUGA
Molecule: messenger RNA, 6165 nt
Organism: Psilocybe cubensis
Lineage: Eukaryota; Fungi; Basidiomycota; Agaricomycetes; Agaricales; Agrocybaceae
Exons: 4
Coding region: 1-6165 (2054 amino acids)
Biological process (GO): RNA export from nucleus; protein import into nucleus
Cellular component (GO): nuclear pore inner ring
Molecular function (GO): structural constituent of nuclear pore
Source: RefSeq, a predicted model, not a curated record